Prorocentrum cordatum is the source of this 546-nucleotide messenger RNA. Lineage: Eukaryota; Dinophyceae; Prorocentrales; Prorocentraceae. The record is from the annotation of a GenBank genome assembly.
AUGCCCAACGGCGGCCCGACCAGCAAGGGCGCGGGCCUCGACGAGAAGAUGAAGGGCGCCACCCACCAGGAAGCACUCUACGAGCACAAGCGUUGGAAACGGCCACAGCGCAAGGCGCUCAUGGAGCAGAACGAGCUGGCAAAUCGGCGGGACAUGGCAUUCGAGAGGGCGAGAAUCCCCGCGAUCGACCCCGAGGAGGAGCAGGGCAGCGAGCAGGUCAAGGGCAAGGGCAAGAUCAUGCGCGAGCCAGCCAAGAGCCAGCAGAGCCAGCGCAAGGUCUUUGCGCAGAAGCAGGCCAUCCAGUUGCUGAAGGCCACGGUCAGAAGGCAGGAGCGCGCGUCCAACCGCAUCGCGGUGCUCUCCGAGCCCAUGGUGUGGAACCAGGCGCCUGCGCUGACCACCACCCUGCCCAACGGCGUGCGCGUCGUCACCAAGGAGGGCUUCGGAGACCUGGCGAGCGUGGGGGUCUUCCUGGACGCCGGGGUGCGCGACGAGACCAAGGACCUCGAGACACCGUGGGCGCCACCCACCUCCUCGAGCAGCUGA